Messenger RNA from Botrytis porri, 3201 nucleotides. RefSeq lists its product as uncharacterized. The record is from RefSeq and is a predicted model, not a curated record. Gene Ontology annotation, molecular function: protein binding; RNA binding. NCBI's taxonomy places the organism in Eukaryota, Fungi, Ascomycota, Leotiomycetes, Helotiales, Sclerotiniaceae. The coding region runs from base 1 to 3201 and encodes 1066 amino acids. The transcript is spliced from 7 exons.
AUGACUAAAGUCGACUGCUCGAAAUGCUGCAAGAAGGAAGCACAUGACUACUCGGUAUUGGCAUGCAAAAAACCUUACCCACUGUACAAUCAACAGAUGUGCGACAACUGUUUCGAAUUCACCGAACCUCCACACGAAAGUAAGAAUUGCACAGAAAGCGUUGGGAAAAGUUGUAAAUCAUGCGGCCACGCUGAAUGUCCAAAGAACAAAUGCCCUGUGCUGGGUGGCAUGAAGAUUUCUGAGAUUAGAUUUACUCCCAACGCGCGAGAUGCAUGGUUUAAAAGAUAUGGUCCCAAGUCAAAUGCAGCAUCAAGUGCAGCGUCUCAAGCUUCAGCUAACACUACCGGACCAUCAAACUCUCUACCCGAGCCUGUUGCCGAUAACAGAACGAUGGAAGAGAAACUUCAAAGCUUGUAUGAUGAAGAGUCACGGAGAAUCCCCCAAACCGAGAGCCAAACUUGGGACCCACCUACUAAGAUUAACGCGAACUUUUACAAGGUCGGUCUGAGCAGCGAGGCGCAGAUCUUGAAGUACUCGGUUUGCCUUGACAGAAUCAUUUCUCGCGGGAAGCCCGAAGGGUUUGUACCUACACGGCCAGAAACCAAGCGCUAUCUAAUCACGCGGCUUCUCGAGGAAAACAAAGAUCUAUUCGAAUCAAUCAGCUGGGCUACCGACUUUGACUCCUUUGUUGUCUCUAAUAAACCACUCGGCAAGCAUGAUUUGAGUAAGCUCGGAUGCUCUAUUUCAACACCACAUACACGCAGCGGACCUGAUGGCAACCUGAUUAAUAUGAACUCUUCAUUGUCAUUCCUCGGAUUGGUUAAUGUCAAGGCCUUGAUAGACCACGUCAAGUCUAAGAAUACACCCCUUGACCACCCUGAAGAGGAACUAAAGUUCCUGAAUAUAAUUUCUUGGAAGAAGGUUAAUUCCCCUCAGUACGAAGGAGGUCGUGUGGGCAAGAAAUUCUAUCCACAUAGCUUUAUGGCCGAUGACGAGAGAUCGAUGUCUCAACGACGAACAAACGAACAGAAGGACCCUAGCCUACGCUUCAAAGACAAGGUACCUUUGUAUCAGAUACAUCGUGGUUUCUUCAGCUCAAUGAGGCCUGGGAAGGGCUCAGUUUUGCUCAAUAUAGAAUCAAACCCGAAUGCUUGGGGCGAUUCUGGAAGACUUCUGAAGGGGAUUCGUGUUGUUUUCGACAUUCAUGGAAAGAACAGGCAAAAAGUCUUCAACAUCAAAAGUAUCGCGCCGCAUAGUGUGUCAGAGACUAAAUUUAUGAAAGAUGGUACAGAGAUGUCAGUUCAUGCUUACAUGAAUGCUACAUACCAUAAGACUGUGUUAGACAAGAAUGCACGGUGCAUCAACGUGGGAAGCAAGGCAGAGCCAACUUGGUUUCCAGCAGAUCAUUUGAAAAUUGUUGAAUGGCAAAUUGUUAAGAAGAAUCUGCCAGAGCCUUAUGUUGCUGCUAUGAUUGAUACCACCAAGGGCCCUCAACAGAGUAAAGUUGCUAUCAAGGAGACGGGAUUGGUAGAAUUGGGCUUCUUUGAGAAGGAUCCCUUCUACAAGGCAUUUGGAAUUACGCCAGACACAAAUUUGGUCGAGAUCAAAGCGGGAUAUCUUGAGGCCCCGAUGUUAUUACUUAGAGAGACUGACAAAGUUACAGCUCACGACGGUGCCUGGGAAUUCAGAUCCAAGAAAUGCCGGAAACCGGGUAUUAAGAACACGACUCUUUACGUUCUGUGGUUGAGAGAUACUGCUCAUAAUCAAGAAAAAGAUAUGAACAAAGCUACUGAUAUUUUAGUCGGAUCUCUGAAUGAGUUUGGCCUUGAGCAGAUUACGAAUCGUGUGUUUUAUGAUGCGUUAAUUCCUGAAGAAGCACAGGAACCCGAAAACUAUCGCCAAGCUUGCGCUACUACUUUCAAAAGUGCUCUACAGCCGGUCAUUGAAGGUACGGAAAACGUGCCCUUGAUCCUGGUUGUGCUUCCAAAACGAAGUCGCAAGCUCUAUCCAGAAAUAAAGAGAUGGGCAGAUUGUGAUAUUGGCAUCCCGACAGUUUGCGUCGUGGAAAAAACCCUUUCGGGGAGCGGGGAUCGCGCCAGAUGCGGUAACAUCAGCUUAAAAUUCAAUCUCAAAUUGGGAGGCAUCAAUCAAGAAGUGAGCAAUGGGUGUGGAACCAAGUCCCGGACUAUGGUUGUCGGAGCAGAUGUCACACAUCCUGGCGACGAGGAAGGAUGUCCUUCCAUCGCUGCUGUAGUGGCUACCGACGAUGACAGCCAAUUCCAAUAUCUCAGCUCUGCACGACUUCAGGAAGGAAAACAAGAGUACAUUUCGGAUCUUCGAGGCAUGAUAAAAGAAAGACUUCUUGUCUGGGCCGAAAGUGUUUUAAAAGACAUAAAACCAAGGGUUGGUGGCCAAUAUCCACAGAUUCUUCCCGACCAUAUUCUUUUUUACCAAGAUGGAGUGAGCGAGAGUCAGUUUGGCAUGGUUCGACAUCACGAGAAACAACAAAUAUUCGAUGGAUGCUCUGAUGCAUACAUGGAACUAAAAUCUAAUCUCAAGAAAAAACUCCCUGGCGCCUUUCCAAAAGUGGCCAAGGAUGUGAAAUGGAAACCUAAACUUACCCUAAUCGUUGCAAUUAAGCGACAUCAUGCCAGAUUUUACCCUUUGACUUUAGUAAAGGGUGAUCCAAAUCUGAACGCUGGAACUAUUAUCGAUUCGGUGGUCGUGACACCCAAUCACUUUAGUUUCUACUUGCAGAGCCAUUGUAGUCCGCUCGGCACGGCUAGAAGUACUCAGUACGUUGUGAUUUACGAUGAUCUUGAUUACAAGAAAAAUCCAAAGGACAUCAUGAAUAUUGUGAGUUUCCUAUUGUUUUCGAGACCCACACCGCUGGAUGCACUAACUGAUUGUACGCAGACAAACAAGCUUUGCUACACCGGCUCUCGCGCUUCCAAAGCCCUCUCUGUAUGUACACCAGCCCGCUACGCAGAUAUGCUGUGCGAUCGUGUGAGAUGCUAUUUGAAGCCUGUUUUAGAGGGUUAUCGUGAUGAGGGCACCACGGGCGAUAUGGAUGGAACACAAAGGACAGCUUUUUGUGGAGAAAACACGCUCGUUUGGAAACCAAAUGCUUCAGGCAUUCUACCAGAUGGGUGGAAGAAUCCUUGGCAUCCAUCGAUCAGCAAUGUUAUGUUCUAUCUUUGA